Hyaena hyaena (striped hyena) is the source of this 1896-nucleotide messenger RNA. It is a transcript of the gene OTOP3, whose product is annotated as otopetrin 3. Gene Ontology annotation, biological process: proton transmembrane transport. The transcript has 8 exons. Gene Ontology annotation, cellular component: membrane. The coding region runs from base 1 to 1896 and encodes 631 amino acids. Gene Ontology annotation, molecular function: proton channel activity. The record is from RefSeq and is a predicted model, not a curated record. NCBI's taxonomy places the organism in Eukaryota, Metazoa, Chordata, Mammalia, Carnivora, Hyaenidae.
AUGCCAGCCCAGGCCUCAGACAAAUUCGCCACUUUUGGGGCUCCCUCUAGCGGCCUGAGGGUUGGAUUUGGGGGUGGGGAGGGCAAGGAAGAGGACCCUGGAGAGGACCUGGAACCUUGUACUGGAGUGUCCCCUCGAGGCCUGCAGUCCGAGCAGAAACCACCCCUGAAAUUCACCACCCCUUCUCAGCUUCCAUCCACGGCCUCUCCAGAAGCACAGGAGGCUAGAGCAGCCCCGGCCGAGGAGAACCCAAUGGAUGCGGGAGCCGAGAAAACGGGAGCUCCUGCCUCAUCCUACCGGAAAUCCUGGCUGGUGCGGCAUUUCUCACUGCUGCUGCGGAGAGACAGACAGGCCCAGAAGGCAGGUCAGCUCUUCUCGGGGCUCCUGGCCCUCAACGUGGUGUUCCUGGGUGGCGCCUUCAUCUGCAGCAUGAUUUUCAACAACGUGGCUGUCACACUGGCCGACGUGUGGAUCCUGCUGGCCGCACUGAAGGCCCUAUCCCUUCUCUGGUUCCUCUAUUAUGUCGCCCGCACCAUCCGCCACCCGCAUGCCAUGCUCUUCCGGGAUUCUCAUGCAGGAUCCAUCUGGAUGCGGGGCUCCCUGCUUCUCUUUGGCAGCUGCGCCAUCUGCCUGAACGUCUUCCGCGUGGGCUACGACGUGAGCCACAACCACUGCAAGUCGCAGAUGGAACUCAUCUUCCCUGUCAUCGAGAUCGUCUUCAUUGGCGCCCAGACCUGGGUGCUCUGGAAACACUGUAAGGACUGUGUUCAGGUCCAGACCAAUUUCACUAGGUGUGGCCUAAUGCUGGCUUUGGCCACAAACCUGCUGCUGUGGGUUCUGGCCGUCACCAACGACUCCAUGCACCGCGAGAUCAACGCUGAGCUCAGCGCCCUGGUGGAAAACUUCUCAGGCAAUGGCACCAGCACCUGCCUGUGCCUCAACGCCACCGUGUGCGAGGUCUUCCAGAAGGGCUACCUGAUGCUCUACCCCUUCAGCACCGAGUACUGCCUCAUCUGCUGUGCCAUGCUCUUUGUCAUGUGGAAGAAUGUGGGCCGCCGCCUGGCCCCCCACGGAGGCGCCCACCCCGGCACGCCUCCCUUCCACCUGCACGGGGUCAUCUUUGGGCCAUUGCUUGGUCUGCUGGCCCUGGUGGCAGGCAUGUGCGUCUUCGUGCUCUUCCAGAUCAAAGCAAGUGGCCCUGAUAUCGCACGCAAGUACUUCAUCCUCUACUAUGCCUUCUAUGUAGCCGUGUUGCCCGCCAUGAGCCUGGCAUGCCUGGCGGGCACAGCCAUCCACGGGCUGGAGGAGCGGGAGCUGGACACGCUCAAGAACCCCACCCGCAGCCUGGAUGUGGUGCUGCUCAUGGGCGCAGCGCUGGGCCAGAUGGGCAUCGCCUACUUUUCCAUCGUGGCCAUCGUGGCCACCCAACCGCAUGAGCUGCUCAACCGCCUCAUCCUGGCCUACUCGCUGCUGCUUAUCCUGCAGCACAUCACCCAGAACCUCUUCAUCAUCGAGGGGCUGCACCGGCGUCCGCUCUGGGAGACGGCUUCCAGGGGCCCAGCCGGGAAGCCGGAGGCCGAGCCGUCCCGCCGGGGCUCCCUGCUGGAGCUGGGCCAGGACCUGCGGCGGGCCUCGCUGGCCUACAUCCACUCCUACAGCCACCUCAACUGGAAGCGGCGGGCGCUCAAGGAAAUCUCACUCUUCCUCAUCCUCUGCAAUCUCACACUGUGGAUGAUGCCCGCAUUUGGCAUACACCCGGAGUUUGAGAACGGGCUGGAAAAGGACUUCUAUGGCUACCGGACGUGGUUCACCAUCGUCAACUUUGGUCUGCCUCUGGGGGUCUUCUACCGUAUGCAUUCUGUUGGGGGGCUGGUGGAGGUCUACUUGGAGGCCUGA